Molecule: messenger RNA, 987 nt
Organism: Dictyostelium purpureum
Lineage: Eukaryota; Evosea; Eumycetozoa; Dictyosteliales; Dictyosteliaceae
Exons: 4
Coding region: 1-987 (328 amino acids)
Biological process (GO): mRNA splicing, via spliceosome
Cellular component (GO): U1 snRNP
Molecular function (GO): U1 snRNA binding
Source: RefSeq, a predicted model, not a curated record
AUGGAUAUAAACAAAGCACCAUCAAGAGUUAUAUUUGUUAAAGAUAUACCACAGAAUAUUUCACAUCAUAUAUUUGAAGAUUUAUUUAGAGUUUUACCAGGUUAUUUAACAAUGAGAAGAAAACCACACUUUGCUUUUAUAGAGUUCAAAGAUAGAGAGUUUGCAACAAUGGCAAUGGUCAAAUAUCAAGAUAACAGAGAAAACAGAGAAAAUAGAGAUAGAGAUAGUUAUAGAAAUAGAGAUAGUAAAGUUAUAAAUAGCGACGAUGAAAGAUUUGAUAGUAGUUCUGAUAAAAAGAAAUAUAAUGACAGCGAAAAAGACCAUAAUGACGAUGAUAACAAAAGUAGAAAUGAAGAUGAAAAAUCUUCCUCUUCCUCCUCCUCGUCCUCCUCCUCAUCAGAUAAGAAUAGAGCAAGUUUGUCGAAUGUAUCAUCAUCAAGAUCUCCAUCAUCAUUAAAAAGAUAUCGACAUGAUGAUUAUAAUAGAUCACCACCAUUAUCUCCACCUUCAUACGAUAGAUAUAGUGAUAGACACUAUCAUACAACUUCAACUUAUUAUCAUAGUCAUCCCCAUUCAGCACCACACCACCACCAUAGCGUUGGAUAUCAAUCGCAUUUAAAUACACCAUCAACUAGCUCACCAAUAUUAUUAACCCCACAUCUUCCUUCUCCACAUCAUACACAUUUUUCACACCAUACCAACAGCGGCGGCCAUAUUAAUUCUCCACCAUGUCCAACCUUAUUUGUUUCAAAUUUACCAAAAGAUGUCACAGAAAGAGAGGUAUCAAUUUUAUUUAGAUUUAUGGCUGGUUUUGUUGGUAUUCGUUUAAUUAAUAAGGAAGGUAAACUGCCAAUGUGUUUUUGUGAUUUUGUUGAUUCUCAAUCCGCUGCCAUGGCUUUAGAUUUUUUACAAGGUUUUAGAAUGGAUCCAAAAGAUAUUUCCUCUUCAAUUUCAAUCGAAUUUGAUAGAGCAAAUAAUAAAAGAUAA